GGUUUGCGUGCUUAAACACAGUGGAGUACUUCGUAUGUUGCAUCUACGACUUCCCGUUGUGCCCCUUCGUUUCCCACGUGACAUUUAUAAGGCUCCUCGUUACCUGGCGUGUCAUUUGGGAUUCUGCGACCUAUUUUUACUGGGCUAAUAAAUCAGGCUUGCUACCUGCUGUAUAUAUAAAGGGCUCCACGUUGAAUGGGAGUCAUUCAUUCUGAGUGGAAAAACGAGGAGCUCCACCUGGGAAAUGAGACUCUCUCACUUGGGACGAACAUGGUGAAGAUACUGGAGAUCGGAGGACAGCCUACUGAUGCAGAGGAAGAUGACGACUGCUGCGAGAUCAACCCUGCCGAGUUCGCAAAGAAGGUCAAUCUCAAAUCAGACGAUGAUGAAGUGGUAAUUGUUGCUGCGAAGGGACAGAUCAAAGUGAAGGUGGAAAUAGAUCAAUCGGGGCACGCUGCAGAAACUUUUGUUGGCAACCUGCAUGAAUGCGCUGCUGGCUAUUCCUUGGAAAACCCGUAUGAGAUCGAAGAUGAUGAACCUAGCGUCCGGCAGAUUGAAUCUGUUGAGGCCAAACCUGAUGCGGUAUGCAUUCUUGACAAUAGCAAGAUCGAUGCUCUUGUCAAAAGCGCUACUGACAAGAGCAAGAUCGAUGUUCUUGCUGAUGCCAAGAGCAUCCCUGAGGAAAUCGCAAUCGAUGCUGCUGCUGAUGUCAAAUGCAUUCCAGACGAGAACAAGACCAAUGUUCUCGCUCAUGUCAAAUGCAUUCCAGACGAAAACAAGAUCGAUCCUCUUGGUGAUGUCAAAUGCACUACUGACAAGAGCAAGAUCGAUGUUCUUGCUGAUGCCAAGAGCAUCCCUGACGAGAUCAAAACCGAUGCUGCAGAUGUCAAAUGUAUUCCAGACGAGAACAAGGUUGAUGUUCUCGCUGAUGUGAAAUGCCUUUCGGACAAGAAUCCGGUGAAGUUUGGAAACUUUGAGGUGUUCAUUCAGGACAUGUUGCCUGUGAAGUGCGAGCAUGAAGACAGCAAUGGUAUUGAUGAAGGUGUUGAAGAAGAAGAUGCUUAUUAUGAUCACAUCCCUGAGAUGGAUGGUGUCAACCUCGAGGAGUACCUUGGACCUGGAGGAGGAGUUUUUGACGAGGAAGACAGUGAUGAUUUCGUUGUUGUAGGGAGAGAGUCUCUGUGAACUGGCUUUUAUUUUAUUUUUUGCCUCUUUCCGCUAUGUAUUCAGUGAUUUAAGUAUGCUUGGCAAGAGAAAAACGAUGUACCGAUCUCCUUCAAAUCAGAGUACAAUUGAUGAAAAUUUCUUGUGGCUUGAA
Brachypodium distachyon (stiff brome) is the source of this 1318-nucleotide messenger RNA. RefSeq lists its product as uncharacterized. The record is from RefSeq and is a predicted model, not a curated record. The transcript has 2 exons. Bases 196 to 1185 code for a protein of 329 amino acids. NCBI's taxonomy places the organism in Eukaryota, Viridiplantae, Streptophyta, Magnoliopsida, Poales, Poaceae.